ACACAAAUGCUUUAGACCAAGCCGUGGUAGUUAGUGUGACAGAUACAGUAUAGUGCGCAUUCACACAUUUGCAUUGGUUUCUAUUGAAACAGUUGGUGUAGGCUUCUUAGCACACCGAUUUGUCGUGAUGUCUCACGAAGUACAAGGUGUGUAAACUACGUUGCAAAUCGUUUAGUGAGGAUGGUAGUAGUAACUAAAUUAAUCCUAUGUUUCAUUUAUUCAUGCAACUGUUAACCGACCUGUUGGAAAUGUGAUAGAUGCAUUCAAAAUAAGUAAACUUUACAUUGCCAAAACAGUGUUGCAAAUUUCAAACUUUAACACAAUCUGUAAAAAGUCAAAUAAAUAACAUACUUUUUUUUUUUUAAUUUGCUGUUUAGGGAAUGACCAAACGAGUAGCCUUAUAAAACUAAACUGAACCAUGUGUACUGUGGAGCCCUAAUUGGUAAAGAGGGCACACUAAUCUGAUUAAUGGGGGUAUUUUCUCAUUUUAGGUGGAGUUCAAUCAAAUGUGCUGACUUCUCACACUCACAAGUAAUCAGCCUGGUCACUUUCAACAAACGUCUAGUUUAAAAAAAAAAGGCUGAAACUAAAUAACACAGUUAAGCAGUGAAGCCUGGCGGCAUGGCCAAGGAGAAACCAGAGUUGCUCAUGUGGGAGAUAAGCAUAGCUGUCUUUCUGAUCUGUGCUGGCGUUCAGACAGGAGCAAGCCAGUCUCAAAGUGCCUACUUCCUUCCCGAGUUUGCACUUUCUCCGCAGGGGAGCUUCCUUGAAGACACGACAGGAGAGCAGUUUCUUACAUUCCGCUACGAUGAUCAGCCAUCCCGGAUCACACGCUCUGAUGAGGACAAGGACUUGGGAUGGGACGCCUGGGGCUCCUGGAGUGACUGUUCCCGCACAUGUGGAGGCGCGGCAUCCUACUCGCUGCGGAGGUGUCUGAAUGGAAGAAAUUGUGAAGGACGAAACAUAAGAUACAAAACAUGCAGUAACAUGGAAUGUCCUGUAGAAAUCGGUGACUUCAGAGCUCAGCAAUGCUCGGCACACAAUGACGUUAAAUACCAGGGACACACAUACGAGUGGCUCCCAGUUUACAAUGACCCUGCCGCUCCCUGUGCGCUCAAGUGCAAAGCUAGGGGGAAGAACCAGGUGGUGGAACUGGCGCCCAAAGUGCUGGACGGCACUCGAUGCAAGACAGAUUCCCUGGAUAUGUGCAUUAGUGGGAUCUGUCAGGCUGUGGGCUGUGAUCGGCAACUUGGGAGCAACGCCAAGGAAGACAACUGCGGGGUCUGUGCAGGAGACGGUUCCACGUGCCGCCUCGUGAGGGGACAAUCGAAGACACACGUCUCUCCAGAAAAACCAGAGGAAACCGUGAUUGCAGUCCCAUAUGGAAGUCGUAAUGUUAGAAUCACUGCAAAAGGACCGGAUCACCUGAUUAUUGACUCAAAAACCUUGCAAGGGCAGACAGGGGAGCACAGUUUUAAUUCCCCUGGAUCAUUCCUAAUAGAGAACACAACAGUAGAGUUUCAGAAGGACCCAGACAAGCAGAGUUUCAGGAUUCAAGGGCCGUUGGGUGCUGACUUUAAUAUAAAGGUGAGGUAUGCUGCUUCCAGAGACACUCUGGUGCAAUUCGUCUUCUAUCAUCCCAUUAGCCAUCAAUGGAGAGAGACGGACUUCUUCCCUUGCACUGUCACAUGCGGAGGAGGCUAUCAGCUAAACUCUGCAGAGUGUAUGGAUGUUCGUUUAAACCGCGCGGUAUCUGACCAAUACUGUCACUAUUAUCCUGAGAACAAGAAACCCAAACCCAAACUGAAGGAGUGCAGCAUGGAUCCCUGCCCCGCAAGUGAUGGAUUUAAAGAGAUCAUGCCUUACGACCACUUCCAGCCCCUUCCUCGCUGGGAGCACAAUCCCUGGACGGCCUGUUCCGUGUCUUGCGGGGGUGGCAUUCAGAGACGGAGCAUCGUGUGUGUGGAGGAGACCAUGCAUGGGGAGAUCCUGCAGGUGGAGGAGUGGAAGUGCAUGUACACGCCUAAGCCAACACUAAUGCAAACCUGCAACCUGUUUGACUGCCCCAAGUGGAUAACAAUGGAGUGGUCCCAGUGCACUGUUACCUGUGGUCGAGGGCUACGUUACCGAGUGGUUCUUUGCAUUGAUCACCAUGGCCAGCACAUAGGGGGGUGUAAUCUGCAGCUGAAGCCCCACAUCAAAGAAGAGUGUGUGGUGCCCAUUGCAUGCUACAAGCCCAAAGAAAAACUUCCUGUGGAAGCUAAGCUGCCCUGGUUUAAACAAGCACAGGAACUGGAGGAGCCCAGAGCUGCUUCAGAGGAGCCUACGUACAUUCCCAAAGCCUGGUCACCGUGCAGUGUGACCUGCGGGCCUGGCAGACAGACGCGGCAGGUGACGUGCCGAGUCCUCCUCUCUUUUUCCCAGACGGAGGCCGAGCUGCCCGACGAUGAGUGUGAGGACUCGAAGCCCCUGACAGAGCGAGGCUGUAACCUGGGACCGUGUGACGGGGAUCCUGCUGUGUACCAGCCCUCCAUUCCUCUCUAUGAUGACGAGGAGCUGUGUGACUGGGAGUAUGAAGGGUUCACCUCAUGCUCAGCUUCAUGCGCAGGAGGAAAACAAGAAGCCAUUGUGGUGUGUCUGAAUAAGCAGGAACGAAAAGCUGUAGGUGAUGCUCUAUGUGAUGGCUCCAGUCGUCCCCCUGAAAUGAUUCGAAUCUGCAAUCCAGAACCCUGUCCAGCAAGAUGGGAAGUCACCUCUUGGAGUCAGUGCUCGGCUAGCUGUGGAGUUGGAAUAAAGACCAGGAACGUCUACUGCACGCGGGUCUUAUCGCUUGAGCCCGAGGACUCAGCCACCGUUGCCGAACAGGAGUGCCAAGAGACAAAACCUGCUAUACUGCAGGCUUGUAACCAGUUUGAUUGUCCACCAACUUGGAUCGCUGAAGACUGGCAAGAGUGUUCACAUUCCUGCGCCGGCGGUACCCAGUCCCGUAAAGUCCACUGUAAACAGCUGCUGUCGGAUGGCAGUUUUCUGAAGCUUCUCGAUGACUUCUGCCAGGAUCCCAAACCUCUGUCUCACACACACUGUGCUAAAACAGACUGUCCGCCAGAGAUGGCAGGAGGAGACUGGUCCAAGUGCUCAGUUAGCUGCGGUGUUGGAACCCAAAGAAGGGAGACAGUCUGUCGCCGGCUUACAGCAACAGGCCAGCAGGUCACAUUAAGCAAAUCAGUGUGCAGUGGCCUUCCCCCUUCACCUCUCAUCAGGACCUGUCGCAUGAACGCCUGCCCCAACCAUAAGAAGGAAAUGAAACCCAAGCAGUCUCAGAACCUUAAUCCUCAGAUCCUCAGUCUAAACCGAGUCUACAUUCAGACAAGACAGGAGAAGCGCAUCCACUUCACCAUCGGUGGACGGGCUUACCUGCUCCCCAAGACGUCUGUGGUGAUCAAGUGCCCUGUGAGACGAUUCCAGAAGAUGCUUAUCAGGUGGGAGAAGGAUGGCCAAGACCUUUCCAAUUCUAAACGUAUUGGGGUAACCAAGUCAGGCUCCCUGAAGAUCCACAGCCUGGAGGCGAGUGAUAUAGGGGUGUACCGCUGCGUUGCCGGCUCUGCAAUGGAAACUUUCAACCUCAAGCUGAUCGGGAACGACAACAGGCUGAUAGAACCACCCAACAGCCAGAAGCUGAAGACGGAGACGGACCUCAACGAAGCCAGUCGCUUGGAGGAAAAGUGGAACCGAAUGAGCAAGAUGUGGCAGAGCUGGAGUGAAAAAAAUGAGUUUUACUUGGAUGACAGCAACUACUUAACAAACUCAGCCGAGCCCACUGGCUCCCAGGAACGUCCCGACAAACACCUGGAGGCUGCCGUCCUUCACGGAGGCUACAGCAUGGACUCCCAGCAGUUUGAGGAGCUUGUUAGGAACAUCAGUCAGCUGGUCGAGAAUAGAGAAGUGACUGACGACAUGGCCUCGCAACUUAUAUAUCAGUUGAUGGCUGAAGCGUCCAGACCUCAGUCAACAACGGAGAAGUGGAAGUGGCCCUUGCAGGAAAACACCUCAAACUCGAAGCUUGUUGAUAAGACACCUAACGCAUCUGAGCAUGUCUAUAGCAAACAGUUAUAUAAAAAGCCCAGCAUCAUCAGACACAAGCUGAACCCCCUCAUGGCAUUCCAGAAGAGCAACAACGUAAGCAUCGGUAGAGCAGCCUUCCUGACGAAUGCUACGCGGACCAUAUUUCUGCUGUGCGAAGCCACUGGAGUGCCAGAGCCAAAACUGACUUGGACCAAGAAUGGAAUGCAGUUGCAAUUUUCAGAGAGGAUAGCAUGGGAUAGCACUGGAAGACUGCAGAUAUCCAGUCCUGCUGCUGAGGAUGCUGGUCUAUAUGGAUGCACUGUGACAAACGACCUGGGAUCAGACACAGAAACUUCACUUCUCCUCUUUGCAGAGGCACCUUCUAUCCGGGUCUCCUGGAAGAAUGUGUCGGACCUGGUGAGCCGAAGAGUCACAGCAGUUGUUGGGGGUUCAGUGACUGUCAGCAGUGGAGCGAAUGUCACACUGGAGUGUCCUGUGGCAGGUGUGCCUCAGCCAACUAUAAGCUGGCAUAAAAACGAAGGUCUAAUGAAAGAGAACAGUUUCCUGCUUUUGAAUGGAUCUUUAUUACUUCAGAACAUUUCCACUGAAAAUUAUGGAGUGUACUUCUGCAUAGCCGCCAAUCCACUUGGAAAAGCGGUAGCGUCAAGCUUUCUCCAAUUGUCUGCAGCGUUGAGAACCUCCGUCGACCCGUCAUCCCCUUCAAGAGGCAAUGGGAGAAAGAGGGUUUUAAUGGCAUCUCAAAUUGGCACCAACAUUGCUGUGAAGUCUGGUGACCUAUUACGCAUAGGAUGCCCGGUGCCUCCAAACCACAGGAAUGCUGUGAGGUGGUAUUUGAGGAAUCAAACCCUUCCAGAAGUUCGAGGUUUGGAAUACAGAGUGCUGGUUGGCGGUCGAGUGCUGGAGGUCAGCACUCUCUCUGGAAGAUUUGAUGGACAGUACAGAUGCCAGACCACCACAAACUCUCAGAUAUUAUCUGCUUGGGUCAACGUCAUCUUAGAAGCAUACCGAUGGGAGCUCAGUGACUGGACUGCAUGCUCUUCUACAUGCGGCCAUAAAGGAACCCAAUCCAGGAGACUCGUCUGUAUUGGUACACGCGGUCAGGAAGUGACCAGAUCAGCCUGUGAUCUUCUGCCUAGACGAGCAUCCCCCACUCAACCUUGCAACAUACAGGACUGCCCUCCCAGAUGGGUCUCCAGUAAGUGGUCCAAGUGUUCAGCAUCCUGUGGCAAAGGAAUCCGGCAGAGGCAAACUUCCUGUCAGCAGGUGACAGCCAAUGGGAUUGUAAGAAUCCUCCCAGUCAAUGCCUGUGUGAAAGCUGAACAGCCCUCUGAAAGAGAAGGCUGUGUCUCAGAUACCUGUGCAGAGUGGAGGGAACUACAAUGGGGAAAGUGCUCUGGACGGUGUCUGGCUCCAUCCCUCUCGGUGCAGCAGCGUCAGGUCGUGUGCCAGCAUCACAAUGGAUCUUCCAUCCCAGAGUCCCACUGCGAUGAGAGGAAGAGGCCGGUGUCUGUGAGAAACUGCUCCUCAGAGAUGUGUGAUGUGCAGUGGGGGGCGGGAGCAUGGAGAGCCUGCACUGCAGCCUGUGGAAGCGGGUUCCAGUCACGCAGAGUGGAGUGUGUUCACAGGAGAAACAAUAAGACCGUGGCAGACCGUUACUGCAGCUGGCAGAAGCAGCCAAUGACAUGGCAGCAUUGCAAUGCCACCUCAUGUAGUAGAGGAGAAUGCAAGGACACGACUCAUUACUGUGCAGUUGUGAAGAGACUCCAUCUAUGCCUUAUUGACCUUUACAAGCAGAGGUGCUGCGAGUCCUGUCAGGAGGUAUAGUUCCCUGUCUGUUAUCGACGACAGCAGCACACAGAACAGAUAACAAGGAAGAGGCAUCUGAACACCUGUACAAGAUCAGAACUCUGGAGGUCACAUUAUGAAUUGACCUCCCUUUAAAGUAAAAAAAAAAAAAAACUGAUCAUGGAAAAAUGUUUCUGUUGCACCAGUGCUAAAAGACGCUUGUUACAGUGAGUCCUUCUGUUGACUUGUGGUUGCCACUCUUUGUACCAGGAAUUUACUGAAAAAUAACUAAGUGGAAUAAAUGUCCUUCAUGGCUGUUAAGAACACCUGCAUGAGAUGAAAUGAGCCGGAAUUGAGUGAAGAAAGCCCUCCUGCAUCCUAUCGUUCUUUAACGUUUUAUUUUCAAAUUUUACUUUAUGUAUAUUAUUGACAUCAUGGAACGAGGUUUGGUUAUAUCUUGUAUUUUAAACACAUCCAUUCAGCACCUUAAAGACUAAUUAUGUCAUCACACCUGAUACUGGUUCGUCUGAACAGUGUAUCUUUAGUGCUGGAUCGUAUCCAGCACAACUCCCUUAGCAGGAAGAGAAACUUCUACAAGCUGAAAGUGCAGGGCUCUUCCCUUUUGUGUAUGACCUCACUGAAAGCUAAACCCUGUCAUAUCUAAUGUCAAUAGAACAUGCUUCUGUGGGUAAUGAUGCACCGCACACACAGGCCUUCUCAACCAGCUGCUGUGUUCCUAAACACAUUACCUGUAUGGGAUUUCUGUUUUUAAGCACCUGCACAGGUGGCUAAAUCCUUCACCCUGAAAACAGCUGUUAUGGCUGCACCCAUAGGUGAGUUUGAGCACUGUAUGAGCAUUGUGUUUUAGAAUAUUUGGAAUAAGAGUGAAAAAAAAGUUUUGAAGGAAAUAAACAAUAAAUAAACAAUACUGAGGGAUGCAAUACUGAGAAUCCGAAUCUUAAAAAAGAAAUGCUGUGUAUUUGGUCUACGCUUUUUAUAAUAAAAUAUGAUUAGUGCAGAAGUAGAAGUGCUAACACUCAUCUGAGUAACAGAGUACCGCCUGGCAGUUAUUGCUAAAAAGCCGUCAAUGUGUAAACCUUGAGUUUUGUAAAUCAUGCGUUGGCAAGCUAAUCAAGUAAGUGGAGGCUGAAUUGCGUGAUUUGUUUUGCAUUAGCAUGUAAUCCACAGAAUCCAGAGGGGGUUCUAAUAUUAUCAUACUGUAUUUUUUUUUUUCUCUCAACGUCUGCACUACAUUGAAAGUGGCAGAGUACCAACCCACACAGAAUGUCAUUCUGUUCAUACAGGGGUUGACCUAACCCUGCCCAGCUUUGUAUUAAAAUCUAUCGGAGUUCACCACCUGCUUCAUUAUACUCAUUUACAGUAUGAGUUCAAGGUGUAAUAAUAAUAGUAACAUAAUAACAAUAUAUCACUAGACAUUUAAAUUAGAGUGUUGGUAAAAUAUACCACUUUCUUUUCUUUGUAUUAUUUCCUGCUGAAGGGAAUACAUGUUUUGACAGGGUAAUAAAAUGUCACAAUAUCUUUUCAGUAGACAGCAGUCCAAAAUGGACUGUUUACAUUAGUUAUCUAAGGCUACCCAAAUCUGAAUUGGGCUUCUAAUGUUGCUUAUGGUAACCAUUCUGGUUUUCAGAUUGGUACCACAAAAUAAAAAUGUUUACAAAUUAUUGAUUUUCCAGAAAGCUAUUCUCUCAAAGUAGACUCUGUGAAAAUUGUGUUACUAUUAUUAAAGACGAAGGAUUUUAACUUUUGGUUUCUGUUUGUAAGGUUUAUUUUAAUAUGACACAUUUUGAGAGUCUUUGUUGAUAAUUGAGUUCUGUAACAUGGUUACUAGAAGAUAUUUCAAAUGUUUGGAUAAUUGUAUUGUUUAGUUUGUUAAUCAACUAAUCCUUUGACGAUAAUGAUGAAAAAUGCAAGUGACUAUUAUUAAAAAUGUGUCAGUAUUAGAAUCCUCAAUGUAAACAUUUUUAUAUUGAUCUGUUUUCAGUAACGAGUGCUACACUGUUAAAAUCUGGACUCUUAUGUAGCCUGUGGUGGAAAACUGAAUCCCAAGGUGCAUUAAGAGUGGUAGAGUAACCUUGCACCAACCUGUACCUGAAGUUUCCUUCAUUUCUAAAGGGUCUUGAUUCUUCAUUGAUUUUGUUAACCCUUUUUGUGUGUCUUUUUUUUUAAAUUAAUGGAGUGCAUUGUAAAAUAAUACAUGUAAUUAUGUUUAAAGUGCAAUAUGGUAUCUUGUACAUUGUGUUAUAAAAGAUGUUUGGGACUUUAUUUUCUUACUACCAAAGUUUCUGAUUAAAAUUUCUUUGUACCUUG
Messenger RNA from Polyodon spathula (Mississippi paddlefish), 8196 nucleotides. RefSeq names its product ADAMTS-like protein 3. Gene Ontology annotation, cellular component: extracellular matrix. Gene Ontology annotation, molecular function: metalloendopeptidase activity. The transcript has 31 exons. Gene Ontology annotation, biological process: extracellular matrix organization. Bases 622 to 5907 code for a protein of 1761 amino acids. Lineage: Eukaryota; Metazoa; Chordata; Actinopteri; Acipenseriformes; Polyodontidae. The record is from RefSeq and is a predicted model, not a curated record.